Messenger RNA from Meyerozyma guilliermondii ATCC 6260, 1038 nucleotides. RefSeq lists its product as uncharacterized. Gene Ontology annotation, molecular function: 3-beta-hydroxy-Delta5-steroid dehydrogenase (NAD+) activity. The record is from RefSeq and is a predicted model, not a curated record. Lineage: Eukaryota; Fungi; Ascomycota; Pichiomycetes; Serinales; Debaryomycetaceae. The transcript has a single exon. Gene Ontology annotation, biological process: steroid biosynthetic process. The coding region runs from base 1 to 1038 and encodes 345 amino acids.
AUGACAAUAGUGGUUGUGACCGGUGGAACUGGGUACGUGGGUACGCAUUGCGUAGCCGAACUUCUUCGGCAGGGAUAUCAUGUUCGGGCUACUGUACGAGAUGCUAAAAAAGAGGCUUUAUUGAAAGAUGCACUUAAGCAAGCCGCAGUUGACCCCGAAGAUCGAAUCGAAUAUAUGGUGGCUGAUUUGCAAGAUGAUUCGGGAUGGGCAGAGGUGAUGCAGGGAGCGACCUAUGUGUGUCAUGUGGCUUCUCCGGUUCCUUCGUCACAAAAUCCUCAUGCUGAAUCCAUGAUUGCUACUGCUGUGGAAGGGACUAAAAGGGUGUUAAAAUUUGCAUCCGAAUCAAAAUCGGUAAAGAGGGUUGUACAAACGUCCUCUUCUGCUGCUGUUACAGCCUCAAAAGUUCCCAAAGACAUCUACACCGAGGAUGACUUUUCUGAUGAAAGUACCACCAAAGAUGCGUAUAUCAAGUCUAAAGCCAAAUCCGAGAGAGCUGCAUGGGAGUUUGUCAGAUCCAAAAACAAUAUGGAGUCUUCUCAUCCAAUUGAGUUGGUGGUGUUGAACCCCGUGGGAAUCUAUGGUCCAGUUUAUGAUAGAAGCAAGGCACCUUCUUCGGUUAUUAUUAUUGACUUUUUUGCCAAGGGAAAACUUAAAUGGGUGUGUCCCGAUGUUGCAUAUGGUAUUGUAGAUGUAAGGGAUGUUGCUAAACUACAUAUCUUGGCAAUGGAGAAGCCGGAAGCAAAGAAUGAACGGUUUAUUCUUAGCGAAUCAGAGAAGGUUUAUUCACUUGUGGAUAUUGCAAACAUGAUGAAACCCGAACUUACUCAACAACAGAUCAGCAACUUGCCCAAAUCAGCCACUUCCAGUUAUUUGAUCAGAGCGUUGUCAUAUAUCGUUCCACCAUUGAGGGCUUCGGUGCCUCUUUUGGGAUUACGUCAAUCUUGUUCGCUGAAAAAAGCACAGGAAUUUUUUGAUUGGACUCCAAUUCCCGCUGCUGAAUCAGUAGCUGCGUCCACGCGGGACUUGUUGAAUAAGUGA